This is a messenger RNA of Acaulospora colombiana, 175 nucleotides long. Lineage: Eukaryota; Fungi; Glomeromycota; Glomeromycetes; Diversisporales; Acaulosporaceae. The record is from the annotation of a GenBank genome assembly.
AUGUUUCUGCGGGCGGUCGAACCAGAUUCUAUUGAAGAUCGCGAAGCGCUCGUCCAAAUGAGGAUUGCGUGUGGGUGGCACAGUCACCACGUACCUAUUUGGCUUGAAAAUAUUCGAGCUGGGAAGUUGUUGGUUUGGUUCAUCUGUGAACCGUCCACCGGUGCUACCUCAGACG